GAUGUGGCCGCGCCGGAAGAGAAGCGCGUCUCCUCAGGGCCCGCCAUCUUGUGCGGCAGCGAGCAGGGCGCGGGGGGCCCGGUAGCAUCCGCGCAGGAUCCCGCCGACGGGGGCCCAUCAUGCCCGGACACCUGCAGGAGGGCUUCGGGUGCGUCGUCACCAACCGCUUCGAUCAGCUCUUCGAUGACGAGUCCGACCCCUUCGAGGUGCUGCGCGCGGCGGAGAGCCGGAGGAAGGAGAGCGGCGGCGGCGGCGGCGGGAGCCAAGCGGGCGGCGGGGCCCGCGGCCCGGCGGGCGCCCAGAGCGGCUCCUCGGGCGGGGCCGGCGGAGUAGGCCAGGCGGGCGGCGGCGCGGGCAGCGCGGCCAAGCAGCUGCGCAGGGAGUCGCAGAAGGAGCGCAAGAACCCGCUGCCGCCCUUCGCCGGCGGGGACCGCCGGGAGGAUGGCGGGGGCCAGCCCGGAGCGCCGCUGCGGAAGGAGGGGAUAAGGAGGAUUGGCAGGAGGCCUGAUCAGCAGCAGCAGCAGCAGCAGCAGGGAGAAGGCAAACCCAUCGACAGGAGACCCGAGCGACGACCUCCCCGCGAGCGCCGCUUCGAGAAACCCGCCGAGGAGAAGGGCGAGGGAGGAGAGUUCUCCGUGGAUAAACCCAUCCUGGACCGACCCAUGCGUGGACGUGGAGGCCUGGGCCGGGGCCGCGGCCGCGGGCGCGGGAUGGGCCGAGGAGAUGGCUUUGACUCUCGUGGCAAACGGGAAUUUGACAGACACAGUGGCAGCGAUAGAUCUUCUGUUUCACAUUCACAUUUCAGCGGCCUAAAGCACGAGGACAAGCGCGGUGGCAGCGGAUCACACAACUGGGGAACCGUCAAAGACGAACUAACUGAAUUGGAUCAGUCAGCUGUAACUGAGGAAACGCCGGAGGGAGAGGAGCAUCCGCCUGCUGAUUCUGAAAACAAAGAGAAUGAGGUUGAAGAAGUUAAGGAAGAAGGCCCCAAGGAAAUGACCCUGGAUGAGUGGAAAGCCAUUCAAAGCAAGGAUCGUGCAAAAGUCGAGUUCAACAUCCGCAAACCAAACGAGGGAGCUGAUGGGCAGUGGAAAAAAGGAUUUGUGCUCCACAAGUCAAAGAGUGAGGAGACAAAGGCGAUGACAGAAAUGCAGGGGAGUCUGCUGGAUUCAAAUGAGGCUCACGCUGAGGACUCGGUCAUGGAUCACCACUUCCGCAAGCCCGCCAACGACAUCACAUCCCAGCUGGAGAUCAACUUUGGAGACCUGGGCCGCCCCGGGCGCGGCGGCAGAGGGGGCAGGGGCGGCCGGGGCCGCGGGGGCAGGGCCAGCCGUGGGGGCAGGACCGACAAGUUGGUCAAGGAGUUUGAUGUGAUCCACACGCCCAACCAGUCAAGUGCUUCUGCUCCUGACGUAGAUGACCCAGAGGCUUUCCCAGCUCUGUCCUAAACUGGAUGUCAUAAAGCCAACCCUGCCCUGGUCGGGCCUUCCUCUCCGAGGCUUGCAUGCUUAAGGAUCCUAAAACAACUAAGAAAUUGAAAAAAACAAAACAAAAAAAAAAAAAAAAGAGACUGUCAUUCAUACCAUUCACACCUAAAGACUGAAUUUUAUCUGUUUUGAAAAUGAACUUCUCUCGCUACACAGAAGCAACAAUAUGGUAGUCAAGUUUUGUAUUUAGAAAUGUAAUGGUAGCAGGGAUGUUUUCAUAAUUUUUUCAGAGAUUAUGCAUUCUUCAUGGAUACUUUUUUGUAUUGCUGCUUGAAAAUAUGCGUUUCCAAACUUGAAAUAUAGGUGUGAACAGUGUGUACCA
Serinus canaria (Common canary) is the source of this 1809-nucleotide messenger RNA. It is a transcript of the gene SERBP1, whose product is annotated as SERPINE1 mRNA binding protein 1. The record is from RefSeq and is a predicted model, not a curated record. NCBI's taxonomy places the organism in Eukaryota, Metazoa, Chordata, Aves, Passeriformes, Fringillidae. Gene Ontology annotation, molecular function: mRNA 3'-UTR binding. Bases 120 to 1448 code for a protein of 442 amino acids. Gene Ontology annotation, cellular component: nucleus; cytoplasm. The transcript has 10 exons.